AUGUAUACAAUAUUUGAGAAAAUUUUCGGCAAAGGUAACGCACAGAAGCCAAAAGAUACACCACCCACAAGGGCGAGUGCCCUUGUACCAAGGAAACGCAAGUAUCCGUACAUAUGUGAGGAGACAACAAGCCGUAAGAUAGGCAGAACGCGAAGUGACAGAACACGUAGCAAUAACAAAGAGAACCAAGUACAGCCGGUGAAAAAUGCAACUAGAGAGCAGAACAAGGCUGUUAGCAAACAAAUUCUAGUGCAAAGCACGCCAAAUACAAUGAACUUAAACUGGUCAGAUGAAAUAGAAUGGGAAAAUGAGAAAGAGGCCUCCUUCUCUCUGGAUAUUAACACUAAUGCGGUCCUGAAAAAUUCUUUGGAAAACCAAGAGAAAAAAGCCUAA
Scutellospora calospora is the source of this 393-nucleotide messenger RNA. The record is from the annotation of a GenBank genome assembly. NCBI's taxonomy places the organism in Eukaryota, Fungi, Glomeromycota, Glomeromycetes, Diversisporales, Gigasporaceae.